AUGCGUGGGGCUUCGCUGGCGUCGAGUUUGGCGUUGCCGCUGACAACCGCGUUUGGGGGGGCGCAAACGUUGUGGUGGCCCAGUACGACCUCGUCCGCUCCGCGCGUCGUUCUACUCUUCAUCCCCGGCAAUCCGGGCUUGGCAACGUACUACAUUGACUUUCUGCACGCGAUCUACACCUCCAAGCACCUGACCGGGGCUGGAAUCGAGAUUGUGGCGGUUUCGCAUCGCGGGCAUGCACCGCUGCCCAAAGUGGGCACGAAUGCGGUGUGGGGCGACAACGGGACGAAUGCAUCGCAAGCUGCUCGCGGGUGGGGAACCUCGCUUUCGGACCAGGUGCGACACAAGAUCGGCGUGCUGGAUGCGAUCCAACGCCAGUAUGCGCGCGAGGAGACCAAGGUGGUGGUGGUGGGACAUAGUAUUGGCGCCUGGAUGGCUGGCGAGAUUCUCAAAGCCCGACCCGAUGCGGUGGAUGGAUUGCAUCUGCUGUUCCCAACGAUGGCCUGGAUUGGACGCACGCCCAAUGCGCGUCGGAUCAAGCUGCUUGCCAACCGCGCGGUGACGGCAGCGGUGCUUCCGUUGCCGCUGCUGGUGCUUUCGCUACUGCCGCUGUGGGCACUGGUGUGGGUGAUCAGGCUGCUGACACGACAGCCGAGCGCGGCAGCACUUGCAACGGCAGAGUUACUCACCACGCCCGGGGCGGUGUACAAUGCGCUCACCAUGGCAGGUCAAGAGUUCGCCACAGUGCAGGCGCUGGAAAAGCCGACGGUGGAUGCGCUGCACGCCCUGACCGCCGAGCGAGGGGGCAGGAUUCGAAGCUACUGGGCCGCGGACGAAACCGAUGCCUGGGCACCUGGCUGGAUCCGCUCGCAGGUCGAGUCCACACUCUCCCUCCAGCGCGUCCAUCUUGCUCCCUCGCUCGGACUGGGCGGUGCAAAGAAGAGCGAGCCAUCGCGCAGAGGCUCCCACGUGCGAACGCGAAGCUUCUCCGUGUCCGAAUACCGCAGUUCGCCCGGAUCGAUUCCGGACCUGCGUCACGCCAAGGCAAUACGCCGACCCAAUGGCGAGAUCGUCAUCGAGGCCCAGGUGGUCGAGCCCAGCAGCGAAAGCGAGAGCGACGAACCUACGAGGGGCAACAGCGAGCGUGGCGCGCAGUACCAUUAUGGCCGCGCCAGGGCGACUGCAACGCACUGCAAGCUGGGCAUGCCACACGCAUUCUGCCUCAACCAUUCGGAAGAUAUGGCGAGCAUCGUUGCGCAUUGGAUUGCACAUGACCACCUCUCCAACAUCAUUUAG
Moesziomyces aphidis is the source of this 1296-nucleotide messenger RNA. The record is from the annotation of a GenBank genome assembly. Lineage: Eukaryota; Fungi; Basidiomycota; Ustilaginomycetes; Ustilaginales; Ustilaginaceae.